Molecule: messenger RNA, 1667 nt
Organism: Tigriopus californicus
Lineage: Eukaryota; Metazoa; Arthropoda; Copepoda; Harpacticoida; Harpacticidae
Product: sodium-dependent glucose transporter 1-like
Exons: 5
Coding region: 595-1629 (344 amino acids)
Biological process (GO): transmembrane transport
Source: RefSeq, a predicted model, not a curated record
CCUUCCGAAAGCUAGGUUGAGCGAGCCUUAUAAAAGAUCUUACGUUGUAGAAAAGACAAAAGCCAGCCCAAAUCACCUUGCGAGUGAUGUGAUCAAAUAUUGACCUUCGUUCAGAGGUCUGGUUAUUGCAACAUGUCAUGACACAGCUCAAAGAGCGAAUCUCGAGUUAAGAUGUUGAGGGGAAAUCUGUCGAGCGUUUGGAUGGAAACAUCACUUUUCUCGCAGUCUUGGAGACUCCGGUCUAGUGAAUGGAGGUGAUCAUGAAGGGCCAGCUCGGCAAAUGGAGUGUACAAAUACUUCUCAACGCCGCAAUGCUAGGAUUGGUUAGCGUGAACCUUACAAUUCCGAAUAAACUGCAUCAAAUUUGCCGACGAAACAUGAUGGCACCAACAAAGAUGAAUCAUAGUGAGAGUUGCAAGCUCUUAAGCGAAGAAAAGUUGGACACCAUCAACGCACGGCUUAGCCACGUGUCUUCAGGGUCCUUCGUUGCUUAAGUUGGAGGAGCUUUACAAUACUGACACGGAAACCAUUUCCUACAUAUUCCUGGCCAAUUCCAUCUCCAGUGUGGUUGGAUUUUUUAUUUGGACAGCAUUGAUGGAACGUGUACCUAAGUAUAGGCUCCUAUUCUUCGCCUUUACUGUGUUGCUCUCCGGUUUGGCUAGUGCCCUGUUUCCACACGGAGGCACACUACCCAUCCUCAUUGUGAUCGCUUCCUGGUACGGCAUUCAUUCGACUUCAAUCCAUUGUGGUAUUAAUGCUUUAUGCCUUGAAGUUUGGAGAGGACAAAAUACUGCGCCACAUAUCCACAGCCUCCAUCUCCUAUUUUCGGUGGGAGGAUUCAUUGCUCCUCUCGUCAGCAAACCUUUCAUUGGUCCCAACCAAUCUGCCAAUCAAUUGACCUGGCUCUUCCUAUGGGGGUCUUUGCCAUGUUUUGUGGUCGGAUUAUUCCUUCUAGUUUACUAUUUUGGACCUUGGAACCAAUUCGAUUCUAAAACUCCACGGCCCGUGUCUACAGUUCCCGAUGACGAAGAGACUCCCAAAGAAGCAGUGGCCAAGCCAAAAGGGUCUCGUGCCAUAAUAACGUUAAUGUGCUUUUUUGCUUCGUGUUAUGUUCUAUUGGAAUUCUCCUUGAUCAGCUUUUUGCCAACAGUGGCCGUGAAAUUGCCCUUGAACCUAAGCACUGACGAAGCUGCCAACACCUUUGCCAUUUUCUUCGCCGCCUUCACAAUUUCCAGGGGUUUGGCUAUUCUUUUGGGUAUCAAAUUCAAAGCCAACCACACUGUCCUUUUUAAUCUGGGAAUGCUGGCAAUUGGAUCCAUUGUGCUGAGUAGUUUUGGAACGAGUGCCAAAUGGGUGUUCCAAUGUGGGUACGGAAUCACAGGCUUGGGUAUGGGUUCCAUGUUUGGGAAUGUGUUUGUGUGCUUAGAACAAUAUGUGACAGUGACGCACAGAGUGGCUAAUAUCAUUAAUCUAGGUGCCAUUUUGAUUUGUAUGGCUUCUCCGCCGUUGGUUGGGCACUUCAUCGACAGCUUUCCAAUGAUUUUGAUGUAUCUGCAACUCUUGGUUGCAAUCGCUUUGUCAGCCAUUUUUAUAGCUAUCAACCGCAUCGGUAAUGGUCUUGCCAAAUAAAUAUGACACCAAGAACGAUGCUAAGUUUGAGAAGCAUA